UUUAUAGUAACAGAACACUUGUAACCAAAAAGAAAAAGUAACAGAACACUAAAUGUUCUUGCUCUGUUUUAUCACACUCAAAAAGCUAAAACCCAAAAGUCUGAGAACUAAAACCUCUCGCACCUUUAGAACAUCUAUAAAUGGCGCCCAAAACCCUCGUUACAUUUUUCUCUCCUGUCUCUCUCCCUCACAAUCUUACUCACUUCAACACCAAAUUCCUUAAAUUUAACUCUAGGAAAACCACUCCCAUCUUUUGCAAGUCCACGCAAUCACAGCAAAAGCCAGUCUCCGAUACCCAGUUGCCACUUUCCAUACCCGAAACUAGUGGUACCGGGGCGGCUGCCCCGACCCCAGGCGAGCAGUUUCUUGAGCGCCAGCAAGCAUUUCAGGCCGCUAAGUUAGUAAUGAAAGAAGCUAAAAAGAAAAGGAGGAGAGAGAAAGUAAGAGAGAAAGCUUUGAAGGUGAACUCAAUGGUGGUCUGUUGUUAUGGAUGUGGAGCUCCGUUGCAGACUUUGGAUCAAGAAGCUCCGGGUUAUGUUCAGCCGGAUACUUAUGAAUUGAAGAAGAGACACCACCAGCUUAGAACUGUUCUUUGUGGUAGGUGCAAACUUUUAUCUCAUGGCCACAUGAUAACCGCUGUUGGUGGAAAUGGAGGUUAUUCUGGUGGGAAACAGUUUGUUUCAGCUGAUGAGCUUCGGGAGAAGCUGUCUCAUUUGCGUUAUGAGAGAGUUUUAGUUGUCAAAUUAGUUGAUAUUGUGGACUUCAAUGGUAGUUUCUUGGCUCGUAUUCGUGAUCUGGCCGGUGCAAAUCCAAUAAUAUUAGUAGUGACUAAGGUUGAUCUCCUUCCAAAAGAGACUGAUUUUAACUGUAUUGGUGAUUGGGUUGUAGAGGCCACUACAAAGAAGAAGCUUAAUGUUCUCAGUGUUCAUCUCACGAGCUCAAAGUCAUUAGUUGGAAUUGCUGGAGUUGUCUCAGAAAUUCAAAAGGAGAAAAAGGGGCGGGACGUUUACAUUCUGGGUUCAGCUAAUGUUGGGAAAUCUGCUUUCAUCAAUGCUUUACUGAAAAUGAUGGCACAACGGGAUCCAGCUGCUGCAGCUGCACGGAAAUAUAGACCUAUACAAUCUGCUGUUCCUGGAACUACCUUAGGUUCAAUUCAGAUUGAUGCCUUCCUUGGAGGAGGGAAAUUAUUUGACACACCUGGAGUUCAUCUCCACCACAGACAAGCGGCAGUGGUUCAAUCAGAAGAUUUACCUAUCCUUGCUCCACGGAGUCGUCUCAGGGGUCAAUCUUUUCCUAAUGCUAAGGUGGCUGCUGAAAAUGGGUUAGCUGAUAAAUUUGAAUCCAAUGGCUUAAAUGGAUUUUCGAUAUUUUGGGGAGGACUUGUGCGAAUUGAUGUUUUGAAGGUUCUCCCAGAAACAAGCUUAACAUUCUAUGGCCCUAAGGCUUUGCAGUUUCAUAUAGUACCUACUGAUGAAGCAGAUGAAUUUUACCAGAAGGAACUUGGAGUUCUAUUGACACCUCCAACUGGAAUAGAGGGAGCAAAAGAUUGGAAAGGACUUGGAAUCAUCCGUCAAUUGCAAAUAAAAUUCGAAGAUGCGGAAAGACCUGCAAGUGAUGUGGCUAUAUCCGGUCUUGGAUGGAUUGCUGUUGAACCAGUUAGCAAAUCACGUAGAAAGCCUGUUCUAAAUUUAGAAGAAACUGCCAAAGAGCUGCAUUUGGCUGUCCAUGUUCCUAACCCGGUGGAGAUUUUUGUCCGGCCUCCAUUGCCGGUAGGGAAAUCCGGAUCAGAGUGGUAUCAGUAUCGUGAGUUGACAGAGAAGGAGGAGGAAAUAAGACCAAAAUGGCAUUUCUAGCCGCUUCUUUAAGAUUUUUUUUUUUUUUUUUUUGUAAUAAGAAAAUAUUUAUCUUUGUACAUAAACAAUGUGCAAAACUAGAAAUGGAAAUGGAUAUUAGAAAUGUAAGUUUAAAGCUUGUUAUCUGACCUUUUGAACUAGUGCAUGGGAAUUAUUAGUAGAAAAAAUUCUUAGUAUUAGUGCU
Molecule: messenger RNA, 2037 nt
Organism: Ricinus communis (castor bean)
Lineage: Eukaryota; Viridiplantae; Streptophyta; Magnoliopsida; Malpighiales; Euphorbiaceae
Product: NO-associated protein 1, chloroplastic/mitochondrial
Exons: 13
Coding region: 141-1853 (570 amino acids)
Molecular function (GO): GTPase activity; GTP binding
Source: RefSeq, a predicted model, not a curated record